This is a messenger RNA of Solanum lycopersicum (tomato), 1003 nucleotides long. Its product is annotated as elongation factor 1-beta 2. Gene Ontology annotation, cellular component: eukaryotic translation elongation factor 1 complex; cytosol. Gene Ontology annotation, biological process: translational elongation. The record is from RefSeq and is a predicted model, not a curated record. Gene Ontology annotation, molecular function: translation elongation factor activity; guanyl-nucleotide exchange factor activity. Lineage: Eukaryota; Viridiplantae; Streptophyta; Magnoliopsida; Solanales; Solanaceae.
UGAAAUACCUCAUAUAUAAAUUCCACAUUUUUUCGUUCGCUUUAGCCUUCUCUUUCGCCAACCAAAACCUUACAGCCUCAAAUCUCAAAUCUCCUUUUCCAGUUCUUCAACAAUGGCUGUAACUUUCUCAAAUCUUCACACUGAAGCUGGUCUUAAGUCUGUUAAUGACCAUCUUUCUGGAAAAACUUAUAUUUCCGGAGAUCAGCUGACUAAGGAUGAUAUUAAGGUAUAUGGGGCAAUUUUGGAACAACCCAGUUCAGAUCUUUACCCCAAUGCUAGCAAAUGGUACCAAGCUGUUUCUGCAAAACUUGCCUCGAGUUUUCCUGGGAAAGCUGUUGGUGUGAGAUUUGGGAGCCAAGCUGCUCCUGCUGGAGCUGCACCUGCUAAGGAAGCUGCCAAGCCUGCCGCUGAUGACGACGACAAUGAUGAUAUUGAUCUCUUUGGAGAAGAGACAGAGGAGGAAAAGGCUGCAGCAGAAUCUAGGGAGGCUGCUAAGGCAUCCGCCAAGAAGAAAGAGAGUGGAAAGUCAUCCGUUCUUAUGGACGUUAAGCCUUGGGACGAUGAAACCGAUAUGAAGAAACUGGAGGAGGCUGUUCGCAGUGUUCAGAUGGAUGGGCUUCUCUGGGGAGCAUCCAAAUUGGUCCCAGUUGGAUACGGAAUUAAGAAGAUGCAGAUCAUGCUUACCAUCGUGGAUGACCUCGUCUCUGUGGAUACCCUCAUUGAGGAACGUCUAACAGAGGAACCUAUCAACGAAUACGUCCAGAGCUGUGAUAUCGUUGCCUUCAACAAAAUUUAAGGUCAACACAGUGAUGGAACUUCCUAUCCAGAUUUAGCCUUGUCUGGCUGUAUUUUUGCUAGUUUUCGAGUUAUUUUGAUACUCUAUCGUUGUCGUUCUUUUUCGUUCAAGUGCCUUUAGUCAUGUGAAUGAGAAUUUAACUGUGAAAGCAUAUGGAACUGAGAAUUAAGAUCAUCAAUUAUAGCUUUUCUUUUUUGCCUAAAGUAA